ACCACCGUCUGACACAUCUUUGUCAGUGAACAAAAUGGCAACCUACUGUCUCACUGUCGCCCGGCUCCAGCUGGCUCUGGGUCAUGGUGCACGGCGCCUGCAUGUAUCGGCAGCCUACAGAGCCCAAGCCCACGUGUCCAUGAGCCGCUUUGAGCCCAGUUCCUUCGUCAACUAUGAGAGGCUCCAGUCCAAUAUUGACAUUGUGCGAAAAAGACUCAACCGGCCGCUCACCUUGUCGGAGAAGAUCGUGUACGGCCACCUCGAUGACCCCCACAAGCAGGAGAUCGACCGCGGUCGCACUUACCUGCGACUGCGUCCCGACCGCGUGGCCAUGCAGGACGCCACAGCCCAGAUGGCGAUGCUCCAGUUCAUCAGCAGCGGCCUGCCGAAGGUGGCCGUGCCCUCCACUAUUCACUGUGACCAUUUGAUCGAGGCCAAGACCGGAGGGGUGAAGGAUCUAGCCAGAGCAAAGGAGGUCAACCAUGAGGUCUACAACUUCCUUUCCAGUGCUGGGGCCAAAUAUGGAGUUGGCUUCUGGAAACCAGGCUCUGGAAUCAUCCAUCAGAUAAUUCUAGAGAAUUACGCCUACCCCGGAGUGAUGCUUAUUGGCACAGAUUCCCACACACCAAACGGCGGUGGGCUUGGGUCCAUCUGCAUUGGCGUUGGAGGAGCGGACGCUGUAGAUGUCAUGGCAGGAAUCGCCUGGGAGCUCAAGUGCCCCGAGGUGAUCGGUGUGAAGUUGACCGGUUCCCUCUCAGGCUGGACGUCUCCUAAGGAUGUCAUCUUGAAGGUGGCUGGCAUCCUGACGGUGAAGGGCGGCACUGGAGCCAUCGUAGAAUACCACGGACCCGGAGUUGACUCCAUUUCCUGCACUGGUAUGGCCACCAUUUGCAACAUGGGAGCAGAGAUUGGAGCCACGACCUCAGUGUUUCCCUACAACCACCGUAUGAAGACGUACCUGGAGAAGACAGGACGUGGACAGAUCGCUGCCCUGGCUGAUGAAUUCUCAGACUUGUUGGUACCCGAUGAAGGCUGCAAGUAUGACCAGCUCAUCGAGAUCAAUCUGGACGAGCUGAAGCCUCACAUUAACGGGCCCUUCACCCCGGACCUCGCUCACCCAGUGUCUGAAAUAGGUGCUGUUGCUGAGAAGAACGGCUGGCCGCUGGAGGUUAAAGUUGGACUGAUCGGCAGCUGUACCAACUCCAGCUACGAGGACAUGGGCCGCGCUGCCUCUGUGGCCAAGCAGGCUUUGGAUAACGGCCUGACGUGCAAAGCUCAGUUCACAGUCACCCCUGGCUCCGAGCAGAUUCGUGCCACCAUUGAGAGGGAUGGAUACUCAAAGAUCCUUGGUGAUGUAGGAGGGGUGGUCCUGGCCAACGCAUGCGGACCAUGCAUUGGACAGUGGGACAGGCAAGAUGUGAAAAAGGGAGAGAAGAACACAAUCGUCACGUCCUUUAACAGAAACUUCACUGCCAGGAACGAUGCUAACCCUGCAACACACGCCUUUGUUACCUCCCCCGAGAUUGUCACUGCCCUUGCAAUCGCCGGCACGUUAAACUUCAACCCAGAGACGGAUUACCUUACAGCCGCCAACGGUGAGAAGUUCAAGCUGGACCCACCGUAUGGGGAUGAACUGCCUGCCAUGGACUUUGACCCAGGCCAGGACACGUACCAGCACCCGCCCCCUGACGGCACCAGCAUCAGGGUGGACGUCAGCCCCGAGAGCAACCGGCUACAGCUGCUCGAGCCCUUUGACAAAUGGAGCGGCAGUGAUCUCGAGGACAUGAAGGUCCUCAUCAAGGUGAAGGGCAAAUGCACCACCGACCACAUCAGCGCUGCUGGACCUUGGCUGAAGUUCCGCGGUCACCUGGAUAACAUCUCCAACAACAUGCUGAUCGGUGCAGUCAACAGCGAGAAUGAUGCCAUCAACAAGCUCAAAAACUACCUGACAGGGGAGUACGGAGGAGUCCCCGAUGUGGCCCGUCACUACAAGGCCAACGGUGUGUCCUGGGUUGUGGUCGGAGAUGACAACUACGGUGAGGGCUCCAGCAGAGAGCAUGCCGCCCUGGAGCCCAGGCACCUGGGAGGAAGAGCCAUCAUUGUCAAGAGCUUCGCCAGAAUUCAUGAAACGAACUUGAAGAAGCAGGGUGUGCUGCCACUGACCUUUAGCAACCCAUCAGACUACGACAAGAUCUGUCCCGAUGACAAGAUCUCCAUCAGAGGACUCAAAGCCUUCGCUCCAGGAAAGCCUCUUUCCGCCGCCGUGAAGCACAGCGACGGCAGCGAGGACACCUUGGAGCUGAUCCACAGCUUUAAUGAGACGCAGAUCGAAUGGUUCCAGGCCGGCUCCGCCCUCAACAGGAUGAAGGAGAUGCAGUGAGGUGGUGGAACGAGGAAAGGACAUGUGGAGGAGGAGGAUUUCCAGGGGGGAAACGGGGCAUUCAGGAUUGUGUGGAAGAAGAAUGUAAGAUGCUGUUAAUGUCUGUUCCAUCCUCUGCAUUAGUGCACAGUUUGGACUGAAGAAAUGUGACUCUAUAACUCAGACUGAACUGCUCAACAUUCAACUGUUUGAGUGCAGCCUAAUGCUGACGGUGCAACGGUAGGUGCUGGUCUUCGCUAAGACUUAAGGUUAAGUCAAACGCUAGAAGCCGGAGUCUGUAAACAAACAUUGAACACGGCGAGCUUUGACAUACAGCCACGCCAGCUGAGGUGCCUCUGUUGUUUUUGCAGCUGUUCAAACUGGUCUGUGGAGCGUGGAAGCCACUUCACUCUGGAGCUCAGCCAGCUGGUCACACACUGGCUUAAGGAUUGUGUUGCACACGCCAUAUGCAAUAAUCAGCUGUAUUUUUCUUCAUUCAACCUGCAUUCAAAGGAAACAUGCAUUAGUGUAUUUACUCAUUUACUUGUGGUCAACCUGUUUGCCCCCCAGUGGCCAUGAUGAGUUACUGUUGUGUCUACGAGGCACAGCAGCGACAUCAUGUUAUCUGGUUUACAGUUUUGAAAGCAGCGCUUUGUUUUUUUCUGCAUUAUUGGAACUGUAGUAAGUCGCAUCGGCCAGUAUGAGUGCAAGUGGACCCAACAUAACAGUAAAUAAACUAACGUAGUGUAACGUGAACACCACAGAUCGAUUACUGUACAUCUAAUGAGAGGAUUUAGGGGUCGGUUUUGUAUCUAUAUUCUUUCAGCCGAUUCAAAAACAUGAUGUGAAUGUUACAAAAGGUUGACGCUUCCUGAUAUACAGUAAUACUAUGCUUGAAUGCUGUGUGAGAAUACAGUUAACACCCCUCUUCUUGAGCCCAUCACCUCCUUAAACUGCCCUCCCGACCAGUCCUGAACCUCUUUACAAGGUCAAACAUAAUGUGGUUUCCUGCGUGCUUUUACCAUAGACUUCCUUCUCAUUCAAGCACAGGUUCAACAUGCACCAGUGUCCUUGUCCGUCGUGGGGUUUCAGUCGCCUUUUUUUUUUUUGUAGUGUACCAUGUCACUUUUACCUCAACAGAAAUCCAACUGUAUUGAAGAAAAUGGAAGUAACAGUCUGUUACUGGAAAAAUGUCAAACUGACAUUAGACUGUAAUGUAAAUGAUCAGUAACGUGGCAGCUCAUGAGAACCCCAGAUCGGCUUUGGUACUCUGUGGAUGUAACUAACCGAAACCUCAUCAUGGUGAUCAUUACCAGAUGUGCUUUGUAUUUAUGACUGUUUUAUUUCCCUUCCCAGUCCGUGCUGACUAAAUGCAUCGAGAGGUUAUUCAGAUGAAGGCUUAAACCACUAUCUUCCUCUAACCGACUAUGUGACGUGUUUAGUUACAUGUCCAUUCAUGUACAAGUGUUCUCUUUCUACAAGAUUAUGUUUUUCUGUAAAACAGAAAUGCCAAUCGGUUUCAAAAAUAAAAACAAUCACAGAUCUGA
Molecule: messenger RNA, 3906 nt
Organism: Cyclopterus lumpus (lumpfish)
Lineage: Eukaryota; Metazoa; Chordata; Actinopteri; Perciformes; Cyclopteridae
Gene: aco2
Product: aconitase 2, mitochondrial
Exons: 17
Coding region: 35-2380 (781 amino acids)
Biological process (GO): tricarboxylic acid cycle
Cellular component (GO): mitochondrion; cytosol
Molecular function (GO): aconitate hydratase activity; 4 iron, 4 sulfur cluster binding
Source: RefSeq, a predicted model, not a curated record